This is a messenger RNA of Spirodela intermedia, 2244 nucleotides long. The record is from the annotation of a GenBank genome assembly. NCBI's taxonomy places the organism in Eukaryota, Viridiplantae, Streptophyta, Magnoliopsida, Alismatales, Araceae.
AUGAACUGCGAAAUAUGCCAUCUGAAAGAACUGGUGAGCAUCUGAAAGGAUCAAGUCUGAUUCAAAUCGGGGGGCGUCCUUUGCUAUAUUUUCUCCCUAUUCUCCAGCUUGGAGCUCCGUUCUGAUCUGACUUCAACCCUUACUACUUUCCUUCUCUGUGGAUGAUCUAGGAGGUGGAGGUCUUUCAGGUCCGGGAAGUUCUCCGUUGUGAGUUCCUUCAAUUCUUCUUUUCUCGUUCUUGGGAUUUGUCGACUUCUCCAUUUUGGUCGAUCUUAGGGUUUUUAGCCUCCUACUAAGCUCCCAAUAUUACUGGCUAGCAAUUCCUUCUGGUUUUAGUUUCUGUUUAAUUGCUGGGUCGUCUAUCAUGGACCUGAAAGCAUUUGACGCAUUUUUUUCAGUCUCAGCUGCUGCAGCUAGACUGACUGCUGAUGAUCUGACGUAUCUUUAACCGCGAUUAAUCCUGGAAAAAUGGUGACGCGUGAUUAUGAUGAAAUUUCUGCAUCUGCGUUUUGGAUUGUUCUUUCUGACCUUUGUUGGUUCAGGAAUAUGAGUCCUCUCGAUUGUAUUCCUCAUGGAUUGGAAGCCCACUUCAUUAUUCAGCAUAUUUUUGUCGUCACCAUAAUUUAUGAGUUUUUUAAUCGUCAACAAAUUCUUCUUCGGCAUAUGUUCUUUGCUGGUCGUUCUAGUUCAUGUUGGCUAUUUAUUUAUUUAUUUUAAAUCGAUAAGAAAUUGUCAAUUGACGUUGAUUUCGUCGCAGAAGGUUAUGGUUUCUGUGAAUUAACAACGUCUGAAUCUGGUUUCAGGCAUACUACACACAAUUUUGUUUCACAGAGCUCUCGGUCUUGUUCGGCCAAAGGAUGUCGAUUCUGAACACUUUGAAAUCACCUACGUGAGUACGAUUUUUUUUUUUGGUGGUAAUCUCACAGAAGCUGUUCAUGAUCAUCUUAACUCGUUUUGAUUCCUCGGACAUAAUUGAGAAGGAAGCGUUGGUGGGGCAAGCAGAAAAUUAGUCCCCAUUUUUUAAUUAUUUUUUUUUCUUUUGGAUGAUACUAUCAAGUGUAAGAGUGAGAUUGCCUAAUCGUCAUGCGUUUCAAGGAUCUCCAUGGGCUAAUAUCUUACAUAUCACCUGGCCACAUUCCUAUGAUUUUAUCGAGUUCUUAUGAUUUUCAUGAUGCUAAUGUUUGUCUAUGGAAAAUUUUGAGAACUGGGUAUGAAAGUAUCUGAUCCAGAUUCAGGAGCUGGGAGACACUUCAAAAAUCAUAGCGAUGAAGAUCAUGAUUGUGUUCUUGGGAUGGAACUUUUUCCCCAACCCAAGCAGAAAUUGUUCUAUCGUUGACCAAUCCAGCUGAGAGCGUGCCCAUUUUUUAUGGGAUUUAAUUGACUUACUGCGUCGUGUUCUUACGUUUCUGGGGCCCUGUUGAACAGGUGCAGUGUGGAGAUGCAGAGCUGGAGAAGAAGAUCGAGGAAAAAGUUGACCAUUUUUGCAGCUGGGUGGAGAAGCAUCCGAACAAGAAAGGCCAGGUGUGUUAUUACAGCAGACAUCAUAAACUGGUUUGAGACAUCCAUUCAUUAUUUAUUUAUUUACUGUUCUUCAUGUUCUUGGCAUUAUUGUUGUUGGCACUCCCGUGAAGACGAGCCACAGAUUCCCAGAGAAGAUUAACGGUGGCUUGUGGGUUGCAGGUUCUGCUGUCGUUCUACGAGGUGAAGAACAAGCAGGCCUCGUGGUUCACGAACAAGGUCGAGCGCCUCUACUGGGAGCAGUGGCACGUAAAUCUUCACGUUCUGCAGCCGAGCGGCGCCCACGGCAAGCCCCACGGCGGCGCCAAGCCCGCCAGGGAUCCCGGAGGUACGACCACCGCCGCUAUCCCCCUCCCCCUCCCGCCGUCUCUUCAGAUUUGAUAUCUGCCUCGCCGCCAGCAGGAGGCGGCAGAGAAGAGAGCGGCUCCCGGCGGGGGUCCCUGGAGGCGUCCCUCCGCGAUGUCCUCUUCCAAAUCAUCCGGUUUGUCAACGAGAAGAAGGACCACAUCCCCAUCCCCAAUCCGGAUUGCGUCUCCUCCUUCCCCUACGAGAUCACCAUCCCGAGGUUUGCUCCUCCUCCUCGUCUCCUCCUCCGCUCCUCCCCUUUCUGGAUCGAUCUGAGAGACUGAUCCUCUUUCUUUCCCGCUCAGCCAUUCCGAUUCCUCGUUCGGCGUGGAGAUCUUCAAGAGGAUGCUGCAGACCGGGCACCCGACCAUGCUCAGCUGA